Molecule: messenger RNA, 1443 nt
Organism: Suillus subaureus
Lineage: Eukaryota; Fungi; Basidiomycota; Agaricomycetes; Boletales; Suillaceae
Exons: 8
Coding region: 1-1443 (480 amino acids)
Source: RefSeq, a predicted model, not a curated record
AUGCCUCCACCGAAAGACCCAAUUGCUCUCACUAUGACCACUCACAAUGAGUCAAUGGCCGAUGUCCUUCUGACAUACCUGGUGGAGAUGGCAGAUGAGGACAAUGUGACAAUGUUGUCAUUGGGCAAUGGUAAAACCAAGAUCAAGGUUCCAGUGAAAUGCAUCAAUCUCCUUGCGGUCACCAUGUGUGUGCUAGAGGUGUUUGGGCAUACCACCAAUGUCUUGAUUGACCACCCUGAGAUACCAGUCAACAAUCCUGAUGUUCAGUUUUACCUUGCCCUCGUUUCAUACAUUGCUUCAGUCAUCACCACGUUCAUUCACAAAGUUGAGGAUGAUGGUGCCAAGGCCACCAAAUCAAAUUGGUGGUCAGCAGCUCUUGACUAUCACAUCACACUGAUAUUAGAAAACAGCGCAUUUGCCUCGACAUACCAGCGAGUUGCUGAGCAGAAGAUGAACUGCACUUGGGCUGAUUUCAGAGUGAAGAAGUAUUACAAGAGAAUCAAAUUGAUGACACAUCAAAGUCUGCACAAGGCAUUGUGUUCAGAUGGCGAUGAUUUGUGUGGUGGGCCUUUUGUGCACAAGUGCAGCAUUGAUGAAGUGAUCAAGGUGGCGAUUGUGGAUAUUGAUGCCAUGAGAGCCACAGCAGCAUCAAGCUCUGUCACAGAGCCAGCAGUCAUCGAUGCCAGGCAUUGGUAUCAACUACAAAAUCUGAGAAAAAGUCAAAACCAUGGGGUGACCAUGUACAUUGCAUGUCGGCCAGUAUGGGACCUCAACUUGAAUUUUGUCAAUAAACCUUGGAUCCAGAGUCAGAGGACAAGUGAACAUGUGGUCACCAUAGUUGAAUGUCAAGAAGUGAGGAAGAAGCCAGUCAAGGCACACAAGACAAAGAAGCAGGCCCCAUCGAAGAAAGGCAAGGGGAAGGCAAAGGCACCUCCAAAGGUUCUGGUCAUCAACUCCAGUGAUGAGAUAUCCAAUGUAUCCAGUACCAAUAAGACCUUCCCAUCAGUGAUACUGUCUGACAAUGAUGAUCCGCCCCCUCUGAUGCCUCCCUCAGCUUCAUGGAGGACUGACUUUGCUGACGUUAUACCCAACAUCAGAUUGGGGAUGAAUACACACAGUGGUCUGAAUGAUGGCCCACUCCCUUCUCUGUUACCCAAGUGGGACACAUGGCACAGGACUGCAUUUGAGCAGGGAAACCCACAAGUAUUUCUGAAGCUUGUGACCUGGAUGCUCCUCAGAUUUCACCAGCUCACCAUGACAGACAUGAACACUGAUGUGAAUGAUGUUGUCAUUCCUCUCAAUCCAAGGACCAUUCCCUUUGAGAAUGAUGAUGACUUUCUUGAAGCACUUGGCAUGGAAUGCCUCUAUGCUGCCAUCAUUCACAUGGAGACAUGCCCUCAUUACCUCAGCCACCUCCUCCAGACACACUUUGGUAGACUUUGA